Messenger RNA from Rotaria socialis, 435 nucleotides. The record is from the annotation of a GenBank genome assembly. NCBI's taxonomy places the organism in Eukaryota, Metazoa, Rotifera, Eurotatoria, Philodinida, Philodinidae.
AUGUACGAUGAAUAUGCUUAUGGAACGGAACAAUAUGCCGCUCAAACGGUUUUACCUAGAUUAGUAGUCGAACGAACUUAUCAAGGUGUAGCCUCAGAAAGUCGUAAGACCGAAAACCAGCGAGCACUUGUGGCUACAAGCAGUGUUGGAUCAUCAAGAAAAACCUAUCGUCAAAUCGUUCGAAUUCAUGAUUGGAAAGAAGAACACGUCGUGCAAUUUUUCAUCGAUAGUGAUUUGACAAGUCUACUACCUAUCCUGAAGGGUAUCGAUGGUAAAGGUCUACUUGAACUUUAUCGAAUCUAUCAACAAUCACCUGACCGUCUCUACAAAAUGUUUAGCACUUAUAAUGACGUCGCUUCUCUAGGAUCAUUUUUCAAAUUAAUGGCUACAUUUAGGAAUUACAUUGUGAGAACUGAGAACGAGGCAUAUUAUUAA